UAGGUUCUCGACAAUUGAAAAUUUAAAAGCGUUUUCAAAUGUCAAUUCAGUAGGUUGAUCCUGGAAUAUAAUUGCAUUCCUUUUGUUUUUGUUAAUAAGGGAUUAUAUAUCUGGAAAUUUUCAUMGGUCAUUAAUGCGAACACCCUAAUUUGAAUGGCAGUGUAAGCUUAAAUGGUCCUGUUACGUAAAGCAUGUUUUCUGUGGUCCUAAAAAGGGUCCACAAUUUCUUAUUCAUAAUCUUCAUUAUAUAAAUUCUUCUUGGGUUUCUCAAUCGACUUAACCAUGGACAGAUCGAAGGCAGAUCUAACUGGUGUAGCGUUUUCUGGCGGUGGAGUCCGUUCAGCAGCCUUCUGUUCUGGUGUUCUACGAAGAUUACUACAAAAGAGAGUCACCAUCGACUAUUUGAGUAGCGUGUCUGGUGGUGGGUUUACAGCCGCUUCAUACAUGGACUGGAAAUACCGUAACGGGAAAAAGGAUGAUCCAGCUUGGCAUAAAGAGUACUUUGAACACUUUCGUAAACAUAUCAAUGCAUUAUGCGAUUMCUAUGUGAAUCCUUUGAAGGGAAUCAUCGAUGGUCUCGUAAUUUUCGCAAUUGUCUUUGGAGUAUCUGUAAUUUUGACUUCUAUAAAUGCUUUUGCGUUUUCCAUCCCUACAGCUUACAUCAUAGACUUCUUCUUUGGAGAGAUUUUACGAACUACAUACGAUUGUUUUGAUAAAGACUCCAAUUCAUCAAACUCAACCAAUUGUAACUCUUUGAUAUCGAACCCCAAAGUUGAUAAAGUCUACGCACUUCUACUGAUUUUAUUUGCAGUAUUUUUAUCCUUUUAUUUCCUGAGCUCUCUAACAUGGCGACGUAAGGCUCAAUAUUUCUUCCAACUAUUUCGUAACCUAUCUGCCUUGAUUUUCUGUUUGGUAUUUGUUCCGUGGGCUAUCGAGACGUACACGCACUCGGUUCCACAAUGGACUCUACUCAUCAACGUCCCGUUCCUUACUAUCGCAGCUGUUAUGCUGAUUACAUUUCCCUCUGCAAGAGAAAAAGUAUUGGCAGUGUUGGUUUUGUAUCUGUACUCCUACAUUGUAAUGUGGAAAGUGUUUCGUGAAACAGUCUGGGGUAURYAAUACACUGCGGAAACUUUCUGGAUCGCUGUAUGGAUAUCUGGAGUCCUUGUUUGGAUCCAUCCAUUUUUAGCUCAGAUUCGUUUGAACGUAUCUCAUCAGUAUUCCAAAUACAGACUUGGAAGGACAUACUUCUCCCCCGAGAGCUCAGCAAGAACAUCUUGUAUUACUUGCAGGGACAUUUUGAGAUGGCUUUGUUGUUUCUCGCCUCCAGAAGAACAUGUUAGCAACAGACCGUUGACGCUAGCUGAUUUAAUGGAUACCCAACCAGAAUACACUUGUAAUGUAACUGUUAACAACUGGAGAAAAACAGGUGCAGAAGGUGAGGUCGACUUUGAAGUUCUUACCAUAUCACCCAAGGCAAUUCAACGCCUAGAUCAUCAAAGCGACGAAAAGGAAUUUGACGCGGAAGGAUUCGUAAAACCACGCGAUUUGAAAUUGUCCACUGCGAUGGCAACAUCUGCAGCUGUGCUGUCUUAUGAACUUGGAGGUAUACAAGGCUCAAACAAACCCUUUCGUCAAAUGAGAAUCUUGCUUGGAUUGAGUCUUGGUACAAGUAUUGUUACACAACCAGAACUGACAAUGGAUUGGUGUUCGAAGAUUUUCCCUCUUAUUGUUCAGUUGUUUCUUGGGAUUUCAACGACAUUCAUUCCUAUCCUUCGUUAUUUCGAGAAUGACCUCGAGACUGGAAUGGUAUGGGAAACUAUAGGAACGAUGAUAUUUGCUUGUCUUGUACUUGUCUUYAUWCUUAUUGCUGUUAUACCAACUGGUUCACAACAUCCUGGUUUGAUUGAAAGAUUUGCUAGGUGGUGUAUUAUCAACAUUUAUCAUGUUCGGCUGAUACGGCAACURAUAGGAGUGACAAAUACAGGACCUACCCCUCCCCCGGUCAUGUCCUUGAGUGACGGUGGCCACGUUGAAAACCUUGGUCUGCUUGCUUUGCUGAAGCAUCGGUUGCCGCGCAUUGUCGUAGUAAACGGAGGAGCUGUGGAAAAUYGUGAUAAUUAUGCAUCAGACCUCCUGAGAACAUUGGAUCAAGCUCGCCAGAAACUGCAGUGCUCUUUUACAGGGGUCAGCGGUCGGGACAUUUUAGAAGACGUUCGAGCAGAGUUCGUAGAAAAGCCACCCGGAAAUAAACCGAGGAGUUAUCGAUUUAAAGUUACGUACUACGAACAAUGUGGACCAAACAUCGGGAAGGCAGUUGGCGAAGGAGAGGUUUUGAUGUUAAUGCCAAGACACCCAGACGAUGGAAUGAAUCAAUUCCAAGAUUGCAAAUGGAGUGAUUUUGAUGGUGAUGUCAAACUAGACUUGGACGAGUCGGUCUGGGGACCAGGACCAGCGCUGCGCACUUCAGAAGUUGAUUUCUUGUCAGGAUGUUGCUGUGAGUGCUGUCACGUGAAGCUGCCAUUUGAUACUUUCAAUGGAUUUCCCUUCCAUUCGACUGCUAACCAAAUGUUUACUGCAACACAGUUCACUGCGUACCACAGAGAAGGCUAUCACGCAUGCCUUGAAGCUGAAGCCGCUGAAUUCUUGAUGAACGGUCCAAAAAAGUCAAACGUCGUGACUGCAGAACCACAACUUCCUGAAUUGCGCAACGUUUCAACUGUUGUUCUAGUUGAAAGUCUUAUUUCCAAAUUUUGAGUGUAUUUUUUAGCUUAUUUUAGCGGUGUCCUCAAAUGAUUUUGUUUCCUUAUAUUCUAAAAAWCAUAUGAUUGUUUUAAUGACAUCUGAAACAUUUUUUUCUAUGUAACGUUAUUGGGAUGAAUGUUUAGUUUUUCAUCUCAGAAUAGGAUCUUCUAGCUCCCCCUURCUUGCACAUCAAACACUAAGCAUUGAUCAGAAUCAAGGGCGUAGCGGUCAAUAGACUUCUGGAAGUUUUACGUCACUACUUGAUUUGCAAUGCAUUGUGUGAUCAGUUUCAAGAGAAAUCUGCCAUGUUUUGUCCCAAAAAUUCUAAUUUUUAGAUUUUGCUUUCCAUACAUUUGUAUUUUCAAAUCCUCAUCUAUGUUGAAAGUAAUUAAAGAAAGAAAAAAACAGCUAUGCGUCGUGCUUUUAGUGUAGAUAGUCGCAAGCAACUGCCACUUCAUCUCUCACCUUCCAACCGGUACCUGACGUGUUGCAAGAGGUCAUUCCAACACCAAAAAGUAUUACGGUGUCCACCACCAUGAAGAGCCUCCCAUUCAAUCGUGUUCGUUGACAAUGCAUUACUUUUCACACAGCUCAUUUUUGUUAGCGUCAACUCGCGCGCAACAAUUGCAGAUUUUAACAGGGUUUUAACAUUAACAAUGCAGACCUUUGAAUGAAGUCCAUCACUUAUGGUGCCUAGCUGGGGGCGAUGUUGAGGGAGAAUU
Molecule: messenger RNA, 3467 nt
Organism: Exaiptasia diaphana
Lineage: Eukaryota; Metazoa; Cnidaria; Anthozoa; Actiniaria; Aiptasiidae
Exons: 4
Coding region: 283-2757 (824 amino acids)
Biological process (GO): glycerophospholipid catabolic process
Cellular component (GO): cytosol
Molecular function (GO): calcium ion binding; calcium-dependent phospholipid binding
Source: RefSeq, a predicted model, not a curated record